This is a messenger RNA of Pediculus humanus corporis (human body louse), 504 nucleotides long. RefSeq lists its product as uncharacterized. The record is from RefSeq and is a predicted model, not a curated record. The transcript is spliced from 5 exons. The coding region runs from base 1 to 504 and encodes 167 amino acids. Lineage: Eukaryota; Metazoa; Arthropoda; Insecta; Psocodea; Pediculidae.
AUGAAUCAAAAUGAAAUUUUUUCUUCGGAUUUUGAAAAUUCUUCUGGUAUAAUAAAUAGAAAUUCUCCAACAUCUCCACAGCCCAGCACCGACAUUUACGAAAGACUCAAUUCUUUGCUUGACAGUGACAAGGAUCAAAAUUCUCCACAAGAUUGUGAUUCGGUGACUUCCAUGUCAGAUUUAUGGGCAUCAAACUAUUCCAGAAGAUUUCUUUCAAACAAUUCUAGCUUUCUACAAUAUCCUAUAGAAUUUGCACGACGAAGCGAAGAUGACAUACCAUCACUUAGAAAUUUUCAUCGUAGUUUUGAAACUACCGGUUAUCAUUCGAUGCCAAAUUCUCCAAUGGUUCCAAGACGUCAAGACUCUCUCACUAAAUACGGUGGUUGUUUUUCACCCAUUGAUAACUCAUUUUGGACAACAAGAAAUGUAUCUUUAUCACCUUCAGAAUCACAAACGAGUAGCAGUUGCGUCACUGAUUCCACAUUAAGUGAUUUAAUGGUUUGA